Molecule: messenger RNA, 1581 nt
Organism: Trichoderma reesei QM6a
Lineage: Eukaryota; Fungi; Ascomycota; Sordariomycetes; Hypocreales; Hypocreaceae
Exons: 2
Coding region: 1-1581 (526 amino acids)
Biological process (GO): magnesium ion transport
Cellular component (GO): membrane
Molecular function (GO): magnesium ion transmembrane transporter activity
Source: RefSeq, a predicted model, not a curated record
AUGCCGCCGAUUGGGAACAUCUCCCCGGGAGGGAGCAUAGCUCUAGGAAUCCUCGUUGGCCUCAUCUCGACCAGUGUCCAAAGCCUCGGCCUCACUCUGCAGCGGAAAUCGCACAUACUCGAAGACGAAAAGGGGCCACACGAUGUCCGCCGGCCGCCGUAUCGCAGAAGGAGAUGGCAGGUGGGCAUGGCCAUGUUUGUCAUUGCCAAUAUCCUAGGCAGCACCGUGCAGAUUUCGACGCUACCUCUGCCCGUCCUCUCGACCCUCCAGGCUGCCGGCCUGGUGUUCAACUCGAUAUGCGCGACGCUCAUCCUCAGCGAGCCCUUUACCCGAUGGUCACUCUGCGGCACGCUCCUCGUCAGCAGCGGCGCCGUCUUGAUCGCCUUCUUUGGCGCCAUUCCCUCUCCGGCCCACGAGCUGGAUGAGCUGCUGGAGCUGCUGGCGCGAAAGCCCUUCAUCGUCUGGAUGAUUAUACAGGCUCUGUUUGUCGUGACGUUGGCAGUCGUCACCGAUGUCACCAGCAGCGUCUCCAGCCUGUCGCACAAUGCCAGGUUUCGCCUCAUCCGUGGCAUCAGCUACGGUGUCAUCAGCGGAGACCUCUCUGCGCACUCGCUGCUGUUUGCCAAGUCCGCCGUCGAGCUCCUCAUCAAGACGAUUGGCGGCAAGAACCAGUUCCUUCGCUGGCAAUCCUGGGCCAUUGUCCUGGCCCUCGUCUCUCUGGCCCUCUGCCAGCUGUACUACCUCCACCGCGGCUUGAAACUUGUUUCCACGUCUGUCCUAUACCCGCUUGUUUUCUGCGUAUACAACAUCAUCGCCAUCCUGGAUGGUUUAAUCUACUUCAACCAGAUGGGCCUCAUUUCAGCGCUCGACGCCUGUCUCAUAACCCUGGGGACCGUCAUCCUUCUCUCGGGGGUCCUCGCACUCUCUUGGCGGCUGAGCGACGAGCAGCACGCGCCGGCACUUGGUCAGUCCUCGCUGGCUCCUGGCCUUGGGCUCGUUGACGAUACUGAAGGCGAAGAAGAGUCACUAAUGGGGCCAGAAGCUACGCUUGAGGUCGACGAAGAGCUGCCCUCCACGACGUACCAGACAUUCCCCGUGAUGCACGGCGAAACCGCCCCGCUGACCCCGACGAGGAAAAAGAGUCUGAGCUGGGUGGAGCGCGACGAAAUCUGGGGUGAACUGCAAGACCAGGAUGAGCCUACCACACCGGCUGGGCGGCUACGAUCGACUACUUUCCCGGCGAGAACCGAGUCGACGCCUUUGCUGCCGCAUGUGAGGAGGGCGAUGAGCGGCGUCAGCGUCACAGACCAGCCGGGCCCGAGCGCGGAUGCCUCGCCUCGAAGAUUUGCCCGACGGCGGAGGAAGAGCACUGGCUUUCCGGGAUUGGUGGCGCGCCGAAACCUGCGCAGGGACUCUGCAUUUUCAGAAACGCUUGGCGGUUUCUUCUCGAUGAACUGGCUGAGGCGCAAUAACAGCCGCGCCUCGGUGAGCGGCGGCGUGUUGCACGAAGGCAACCCAUCGCAACAAGGCUACAGAGACGAGCCAGAAGAGGGUUUCAAUGGCAGGGCCAACGACUCUUAG